Messenger RNA from Phodopus roborovskii (desert hamster), 892 nucleotides. RefSeq names its product X-linked interleukin-1 receptor accessory protein-like 2. Bases 41 to 883 code for a protein of 280 amino acids. The record is from RefSeq and is a predicted model, not a curated record. Lineage: Eukaryota; Metazoa; Chordata; Mammalia; Rodentia; Cricetidae. The transcript is spliced from 5 exons.
GGAUGGCUGUAUUGACUGGUCAGUGGAUCUCAAGACAUACAUGGCUUUGGCAGGCGAACCUGUCAGAGUGAAAUGUGCCCUUUUCUACAGUUAUAUCCGUACCAACUAUAGCAUGGCCCAGAGUACUGGGCUUAGGCUCAUGUGGUACAAAAACAAAGGUGAUUUGGAAGAGCCUAUUAUCUUCUCAGAGGUCAGGAUGAGCAAAGAGGAAGAUUCCAUAUGGUUUCACUCCGCUGAGGCACAAGACAGUGGAUUCUACACUUGUGUUUUAAGAAACUCCACCUACUGUAUGAAGGUGUCAAUGUCCUUGACUGUUGCGGAGAAUGAAUCAGGCCUCUGCUACAAUAGCAGGAUCCGCUACUUAGAGAAAUCUGAAGUUACUAAACGAAAGGAAAUCUCCUGCCCAGACAUGGACGACUUUAAGAAGUCUGAUCAGGAACCUGAUGUAGUAUGGUACAAGGAAUGCAAGCCAAAAAUGUGGAGAAGCAUCAUAAUACAGAAGGGAAAUGCUCUUCUCAUUCAGGAAGUUCAAGAAGAAGAUGGUGGAAAUUACACAUGUGAACUUAAAUAUGAAGGAAAACUUGUAAGACGAACAACAGAACUGAAAGUUACAGCUUUACUCACAGACAAGCCUCCAAAGCCAUUGUUCCCCAUGGAAAAUCAGCCAAGUGUUAUAGAUGUCCAGCUGGGUAAACCUCUGAACAUCCCUUGUAAAGCAUUCUUUGGAUUCAGUGGAGAGUCUGGACCAAUGAUAUAUUGGAUGAAAGGAGAGAAGUUUAUUGAAGAACUGGCAGGUCACAUUAGAGAAGGUGAAAUAAGGUAUAGGAGCCCAGUUGUUUGUUUUUCUUUGAUAUCAUUGCAAUUAAUCAAUAAAUCAUGCUAGGGGAAUUCU